AUGGCAGCCUCGUCGUGCUGGACGGCCGCGCUGCAAGCGUUCUCCAAUUUCUCGCUCUCGACAGACGUUAAGGAACUUCUGGUGUCCAUGGCCGAGCACGCCGCACGCCAAUCGAGCUUGGUCACGUCGAGUCGAUGGUGUGGUAUGGCACCCCCACAACACCAGCACCCUCGUCUCAUCUCGAAGGAGGUCAUGACCGUGAUCGUAUACGACGUCAGGAAAGGCUACUCGGCGCUGUUCCACCGGCGGCAGCAUCGACCGCAGGCGAAUGCGGCCGGUUGCUUGUUUGGCCGGUCCGAGCCCGAUCCUGCCGUGGUUGGUGGUGUCUGUCUUGUGCCGGUCGAAGUUGCAUGGCUUGCCGCGUUGGCAAGAGUCUUGCGGCAGACCCACGCCAUCGACUACAACUCGACAGGACCCGCGUAA
Messenger RNA from Aphanomyces astaci, 423 nucleotides. RefSeq lists its product as hypothetical. Lineage: Eukaryota; Oomycota; Saprolegniomycetes; Saprolegniales; Verrucalvaceae. The record is from RefSeq and is a predicted model, not a curated record. Bases 1 to 423 code for a protein of 140 amino acids. The transcript is spliced from 5 exons.